Erinaceus europaeus (western European hedgehog) is the source of this 957-nucleotide messenger RNA. Its product is annotated as olfactory receptor 52P1-like. Gene Ontology annotation, cellular component: membrane. The transcript has a single exon. Gene Ontology annotation, molecular function: olfactory receptor activity; G protein-coupled receptor activity. Lineage: Eukaryota; Metazoa; Chordata; Mammalia; Eulipotyphla; Erinaceidae. The record is from RefSeq and is a predicted model, not a curated record. The coding region runs from base 1 to 957 and encodes 318 amino acids. Gene Ontology annotation, biological process: G protein-coupled receptor signaling pathway.
AUGGCAGACAACACUACACAUCACUACAUUUCAUCUUUCUUCCUAGUAGGUAUUCCUGGUUUGGAAGAGUAUCACUUCUGGAUAGGCAUUCCUGUCUGCCUCCUGUUUGUCCUAGCCCUGCUGGGGAACACUGUAAUCACUGUUACCAUCAGACUAGAGCCAAGCCUCCACCAACCUAUGUACUUUUUCCUUUCCAUGCUAGCCAUCAAUGACAUGGCUCUAGUCUCUUCCACAGCCCCCAGGAUGCUUGGCAUCUUCUGGUGUCAGGCUCACAGGUUGGACUUUGAUCUCUGCUUAGCACAAAUGUAUUUUAUCCACACAGUCUGCAUAAUUGAAUCAGCUCUUCUGGUGGCCAUGGCCUUUGACCGCUAUGCAGCGAUCUGCAUCCCAUUGCGCUAUGCGACCAUCUUGACUACUCCAGUAGUCAUUAAAAUGGGUCUGGUUGGAGUAGCCCGAGCUGUUCUUAUGGUUUUGCCUUGCCCUUUUCUCAUUAAAAGGUUGCCAUAUUACACUAAAUAUAUCAUCAAUCAUACCUACUGUGAGCACAUGGCUGUGGUGAAGUUGGCUAGUGCCAACACAUUCAUUAACAGAGUUUAUGGGAUCUCUGUGGCCCUGUCAGUGAUGGUACUGGAUCUAGUGCUCAUAGCUGUAUCCUAUAUUAAAAUUCUCCAGGCAGUCUUCCGACUCUCAUCCCAGAAUGCUCGCUCUAAAGCUCUGGGUACCUGUGCCGCUCAUGUCUGCACUAUCCUUGUCUCCUACACACCUGCACUCUUUAGUUUUCUAACUCACCGCUUUGGCAAGAAGGUACCUCCAAGUGUCCAUAUAAUUUUUGCAAAUCUGUACCUCCUGGUGCCUCCUACAGUCAAUCCCCUGGUGUAUGGAGUUAAGACCAAGCAGAUUCGUGACAGGGUUAUUGGCCUCUUUUUUCCUAAUAAAAAAAAAACUUCUGAAAACUAA